AUGAUACAAGAAUAUUCAAAAACAGUGGAUAUAUUAUAUGGAAAUAUUUAUCAAGUUAAAAUUGAAGAUUUAGAAUCGGAUUCAAUUGAAAAUUUGACAAUUUAUUCGAAAAUUAGUCACAAGAAUCGAGUUGAUCAAUUAUUAAUCAUUUUGGAUCAUUGUCAAUGUGUAUAUAAUCAAUACUUUAUUGUAAAUAAUGAUGUACAAUUGUAUAAAUAUUUAACCUUAUCUAUCAAGUAUGGAAAUGUAUAUGAAAAUGUAAAAUAUCUCGUCUAUGAAAAUUCUGAGCUCAAAUCUAAAGUUUUAAAUUACUUUAUCUGUAGAGAGUGUAAAACCAAUUAUAAUAAUUUUAAAAAGUACAAGCAAUUGAAAAUUAACAUUCUCAAUUCAUACAUUCAAAGUAUAAUUAAUAGAUUGGGCGUUAAAACGGACUAUGUAAAUAAUUAUGUAAUUUAUCUCACUCAAUGUGUUAAAUAUUUUCAAUCAUUUGGACAUUUGAGGAAUAUUAACAAGUAUCAACAAGCAAUGCCUAAAAUGAUUAGACUCAUCUUGACUCGGAAUACCCACCAAUUCUCUCAUCAUUGUAAAUUGAAUUAUUCGGAAAUUUUGAAUAGUAUUGGUCAGUAUGAUUCAUCUGAAAUAUUGGAACAGAGUUUAUUUCUCGAUCAUUCUGUUCAUCCAAUGCAAAUAUUCAAAUACAUUAAAACACAAAAUGAAAUGUACCUCUUGGAUUUGGAUCAAUUCAUUCAAAUACUGUAUGAAAAAUUACACAAAGGAAAACCACUCUCUCAACAAAAAUUCUACAACUAUCUCAUUUACAAAUUUGGAUAUUUCAAUAAUGAUCUUUUAAUUGAAAAGUAUAAUGAAACUCAAAUAAUACUGAAACAAUUCAUUGAACAGCAAAUUUCCAAUAUCAUACUCUCCCCACAAUGUUUUAAAGAGAAAGAAAUCCUCAAAUCCAUCCUUUCCAAACUCAACAUUGAAUCCAUCACCAAAUCAGAUCCAAAUUGGCAAAAUCAUCUAUCCAAUCUCUACCAAUUCCUUUUAUUGAAUGCCUAUAAUAAAAUUCAUUGA
Molecule: messenger RNA, 1074 nt
Organism: Naegleria gruberi
Lineage: Eukaryota; Heterolobosea; Eutetramitea; Acrasida; Naegleriidae
Exons: 1
Coding region: 1-1074 (357 amino acids)
Source: RefSeq, a predicted model, not a curated record